Myripristis murdjan (pinecone soldierfish) is the source of this 2422-nucleotide messenger RNA. RefSeq names its product solute carrier family 16 member 3a (gene slc16a3a). Gene Ontology annotation, molecular function: lactate:proton symporter activity. The transcript is spliced from 7 exons. Gene Ontology annotation, biological process: monocarboxylic acid transport; transmembrane transport. Bases 263 to 1858 code for a protein of 531 amino acids. The record is from RefSeq and is a predicted model, not a curated record. Gene Ontology annotation, cellular component: basolateral plasma membrane. NCBI's taxonomy places the organism in Eukaryota, Metazoa, Chordata, Actinopteri, Holocentriformes, Holocentridae.
GAGGAAACGUGGCUGUGCUCCCCGGUGCUGAGGCAGGCUGGAGCUGGAGCUGGAGCUGGAGCAGGAGCAGGAGCAGGGCACCGCUCAGCAUCACUCAGGCAUUAUCGCAAACUGCGUGUUCUCUCGUGGAUGUCAUGGAUGUCAUGGAUGCCACCCUUGUCGUGACAGAGUUGAAAUGCUACUCAAAGCAUGCAGCAGCGUCCAUCUGAGGAGUGAAACAGCUUUCCUGUCUGCCUCUGUCACGACACAGCUCUAGAGGACCAUGGGUGGCGUUGUGGUGGAUGGGGGCGCAGGGGGGGUUAAGGCUCCAGAUGGGGGGUGGGGCUGGGCGGUGCUGGCCGGCUGUUUUGUCAUCACAGGCUUCUCCUACGCCUUCCCUAAAGCUGUUAGUGUCUUUUUCAAAGAGCUGAUCAGGGAGUUUGGGGUGGGAUACAGCGACACUGCCUGGAUCUCUUCCAUACUGCUCGCCAUGCUCUACGGCACAGGUCCUCUGUGCAGUGUGCUGGUGAACCGAUUCGGCUGUCGUCCUGUGAUGAUGGUGGGCGGCCUCUUUGCUUCCCUGGGAAUGAUCCUGGCCUCUUUCUCCACCAGCAUCAUCCACAUUUACCUCUCUACUGGGGUCAUUACAGGUCUGGGGUUGGCCCUGAACUUCCAGCCCUCUCUGAUUAUGCUCAACCGCUACUUCAGCGAGAAGCGUCCACUGGCCAAUGGCCUCUCAGCUGCCGGCAGCCCUGUGGCUCUGUGCUGCCUCUCUCCACUGGGCCAGGUUCUCCAGUACCAGUAUGGAUGGAGGGGGGGCUUCCUUAUCCUGGGCGGCUUGCUGCUCAACUGCUGUGUCUGCGGGGCCCUCAUGAGGCCUCUGGUCGGCCCCAAGACCCCGAAGGCCAAGGAUCUGGAACUGGGCAAAGACGGGGAAAAAGAGGCCUUGGAGGGGGCAGAGAAGCCUAAGGCCAAACUACUGGACUUCUCUGUGUUCAGAGACCGUGGGUUUGUCAUCUACACCGUGGCAGCAUCCAUCAUGGUGCUGGGACUGUUUGUGCCCCCAGUGUUUGUGGUGAGCUAUGCUAAGGAGCUGGGGACAGAGGACACAAAAUCAGCUUUGCUGCUCACCAUCCUGGGCUUCAUUGACAUAUUUGCACGACCUACGUGUGGCAUUAUCGCUGGACUGAAGUGGGUCCGGCCUCGUUGCGUCUACCUCUUCAGCUUCGCCAUGAUCUUCAAUGGAACCACUGACAUGAUUGGAUCGCAGGCGAAGGACUACACAUCUCUGGUGGUCUACUGUGUCUUCUUUGGCAUCUCCUACGGCAUGGUGGGAGCGCUGCAGUUUGAGGUUCUCAUGGCUGUAGUUGGAACUGAGAAGUUCUCCAGUGCCAUUGGACUGGUUCUGCUCAUGGAGGCCAUUGCUGUGCUGGUGGGGCCGCCUGGUGCUGGCCGGUUGCUUGACGCCACCAAGAACUACCAGUAUGUCUUCCUGUUGGCCGGUGUUGAGGUGGUCCUCUCAGCUCUGGUUUUGGCCAUUUCUAACUGCUUAUUCAUCAGGAAAAAGCCUUUGACCCCGGCGGGUGAGGUGGAGAAUACCACGGCGACCAGCGAUUCCAAAACGGAGGCACUCAGCAAAACCCCGCCGGGCCCUGACGAAGAGGAGAAGGGGGAGAAAGAGGAGCAAGAGAAGGAGACGAAGAAGGAGGAGGUGGAGCAGUUAGAGGAGGAGAAGGGAGAAACAGACCCAGCGACUGAGACGGCCAUAGAGGAGCCCAGGCCAGAGAGUAUAACGGUGGACUCGCAGGAGGUGGAGAGAUUCUUGAAGGAGCCACAGCAAAAUGGCGGCGUGGCCACCAGCCCUGAAACAUGCCUGUGAGCAGGGAUGGACGUCCACGCUGGGACAGUACAUCUAGAGCCAUUCCAGUUCUGCAGUAGCCCAGUGACAUGGUGAAGUGUACUUUGAAGUGUGUCAAGAAGCACCCUAAGAGACAGCUGGGCCUCUCCUGUCGUUCAGUGUUAACUCCAGCUGUUUGUGUUUGUAACUGUGGGUGGGGCUGUAGCAUAUGAAGACAUACACUAACUGUGACAUUGAUGUAACAAGUUGUAUACACUGCCAUACAGAAUAGUAAGAGUGUGAGAGUUGUGUUAUGUUAUGUAAGUCAGCAAUAGUGUUGCACUAGAUGUUCAAGUGUGGUGAUUCACAGUAUGAUGAGAACACAGCACUGCCAUGUGGAGCCAGUUCAUACCACAAGUCUAUACACUAUUUCAAACUGCCAUGUUGUUUCCUCCAGACUGAAAAUGAAAAGUUACAUCUGGCCUUUUCCACUACUGAUAGGAUAAAGCAACCAGCAAGAAUUAAGCUAAAAGGUAUAUGAGAAAAGGGAACCAGCUUGGUUGCUUAAAGGGAUAGUUCACCCAUUUUGAAAAAAUGUGAUGUUAU